CUAACAAUUCAGAGGUGGUGAAAUUGACAUAUAAGAAGGCUGGAUUAUGGCGCCACAGUGCGCAAAAUAUGCCCUACAUUCUAGCUCCAGCGACUUUUGAUUGGUAACUACGUCCUUGAACCUUCUGUACACAGCUGAUCAUACUGGAGUUAGGCUCGACAGACUUCUUUUCAACGCACAGUACCUCAACACCAACAUACAUCGUCACAUUAUUUGCUAGCACAUGUGUCAACGACACACAAUAUCAAAUACAACUCCUAGAGACCAAGUUCCUUCGUAUUGCGACUCAUUUCUCCUAUAUCGCCCUUUUCCCUGAAACCACGAUACAAUAUCAUUACAAAUCACCGUAGCUUAUACACCGCAAAAGAGGUAGCUCAUCCAUCGUUGAAGGUGACGGCAGUUUAGUCUAGCUCAUCUUGAAGUGGGAUUUAUACCGACAUCCAUAUAUACAACAUAUAAUAAUUAUAUAUCCCUGAAUCACGCCGAAUUCUCAUAUCACUAAGUACUACCGGGGCGAGCCUCUUAGGCGCAGGCGGAAGCAACAAACACACCAUGGCAAACAUACCAUCAUUACCAUCAUUAGAGACACAGGCCAAAGUCUCAAGCGACGGUACACUACGAGCCCCAUUUCCCUUCCUAUCUCCCCCUCAUAUUUUCAGAAUUGCGCAGAUCGCUAACAUGACCUCCACCUCCAAAGCGGCCCAGGAUUUCGUAGACCACUACUAUGAAACCCUCAACAAGCGGCAGUCCCUGGCACCAUAUUACGCCAGCACGUCCACGCAUCUGACCAAUGCGUCUGUGAAGCCCGACAUCGGCAUUAACGGGCGCGUAGUGGAGUCGGUCGCUGCGUACGAGGCGCUGCUGGAUGCGCAAGGUGCGAAUGUGCACUACACCGUCUCAUCUUUCGAUGCGCAUCCCGUGAAUCCGAACUACGCGCUAGGAUGCCCUGAGAAUCUCGCGGUAGCUUUUGAAGGGAGUGAAGGAGGGGGGCCCGGCCGAGGGAAAGUAGCCAAGUCUAUCAAGGAUGGCGACCGGGUAAGCUUUGUGGUUCAAGUCAGCGGGACUAUUCAGUAUGGCAAGCCCAGCGAUACGCCUGUGCCUACGUCUACGCAGGUAGGAGCCGUGGUAGAAGCAGCACCGGCCGAGGUGGCAUUCAAUGAGUCCUGGCUUCUGGUCCCGCACUGGGAGGCAUUGGGUCGAAAUGCGGCGCGUGGGCUUAAGAAAUGGGUCGUCGUUAGUCAAAACUUCCGAGCUUUUUGAGGACUUUUAGCCGGAAGACACGAGAUUGCUAUAUCCUCGUAUACCCCAUAUUGGCUGUUUAUAUAUGAUUGAGGGAAAGGCCUAGGAUAUCACAUUUAGGAUUUGGGCAUGUUGGAUUGAGAUACCAGAAGAAUCAAGCGGAUGAUAGGCAAAAUAUGUACUAAAAGCACCCUUGGAUGAAAGAACCGCUUGUUGGCUGGGUUCGAUGGGUAACGGAGAGUCAUACCUCGACACUGGAGGAGAAGCCUGAAAAACGUGGUGUAGC
This is a messenger RNA of Xylaria bambusicola, 1525 nucleotides long. RefSeq lists its product as uncharacterized. The record is from RefSeq and is a predicted model, not a curated record. The transcript has 2 exons. Bases 553 to 1260 code for a protein of 235 amino acids. NCBI's taxonomy places the organism in Eukaryota, Fungi, Ascomycota, Sordariomycetes, Xylariales, Xylariaceae.